AUGUGGGACCUGACCACAAAGAAGCUACGGUGCCAGGAUUGUUUAGUAAUGGAACAAUAUGUCACAGAUGACAUGGAUGAAGAACUUCGAGCUGAGAUGGGCACAGACUCUCUGAAACAUCCUGGAAGUCUGUUGGAAGGAUUCGCUAAGACUCAAGUUAGUGCACUAGCUGUAAAGGAAAAUUUUCUAGUUGCUGGAGAGUUCCAGGGAGAACUUAUCCGCAAGGUACUCUUUUUCUUGGAAGAAGCAAAAGAGAUUCAUAAAAGAAAGCAGUGA
Molecule: messenger RNA, 276 nt
Organism: Dovyalis caffra
Lineage: Eukaryota; Viridiplantae; Streptophyta; Magnoliopsida; Malpighiales; Salicaceae
Source: the annotation of a GenBank genome assembly